UAAGAAAGAGCUUUAAGUUUGCUUUAUUAGCAUAGUUAUAAUCUUACUUAAUCUGAAGGAUGUUUCUUAAUUUCAUAUUCAGAAACAUCCUAAUUUAUCAUUUAAACACUGAUAUAACAAUAUGUCUAAUUAGUAACUUUUUUUUCUUAAGGUAUUUACUAUGCAGGAUCUAUUACAACUCAUUAAAAUCAACCCUACUUCCAGUCUCUACAAAUCACUGGUUUCAGGAUCUGAUAAAGAAAAUCAAAAAGGUUUUCUUAUGCAUUUUUUAAAAGAAUUGGCAGAAUAUCAUCAAGCUAAAGAAAGUUGUAAUAUGGAAACUCAGACAAGUUCGACAUUUAGCAGAGAUUCUCUGGCUGAGAAGCUUCAGCUUAUUGAUGAUCAGUUUGCAGAUGCUUACCCUCAGCGUAUCAAGUUCGAAUCUUUAGAAAUAAAGCUAAAUGAAUAUAAGAGAGAAAUAGAAGAGCAACUUCGGGCAGAAAUGUGUCAAAAGUUGAAGUUUUUUAAAGAUACCGAGAUAGCAAAAAUUAAAAUGGAAGCGAAAAAAAAGUAUGAGAAGGAAUUAGCCGUGUUCCAGAAUGAUUUUGAGAAAGCUUGUCAAGCAAAAUCUGAAGCCCUCGUUCUUCGGGAAAAGAGUACCCUUGAAAGAAUUCAAAAGCACCAAGAGAUUGAAACGAAAGAAAUUUAUGCUCAAAGGCAACUUUUACUAAAAGAUAUGGAUUUGCUAAGAGGAAGAGAAGCAGAGCUAAAGCAAAGAGUUGAAGCUUUUGAAUUGAACCAGAAGCUCCAGGAGGAAAAACAUAAAAGCAUAACUGAGGCACUUAGGAGACGGAAGCAGAAUAUAAAGAAUUUUGAGGAGACCUAUGACCGAAAGCUCAAGAAUGAACUUCUAAAGUAUCAACUUGAACUGAAGGAUGACUACAUCAUUAGAACUAAUCGACUGAUUGAAGAUGAAAGGAAGAAUAAAGAAAAAGCUAUUCAUUUACAAGAGGAGCUCACAGCUAUUAAUUCAAAAAAGGAGGAACUCAAUCAAUCUGUAAAUCGUGUGAAAGAACUUGAGCUUGAAUUAGAGUCUGUCAAAGCGCAGUCUUUGGCAAUAACAAAACAAAACCAUAUGCUGAAUGAAAAGGUUAAAGAGAUGAGUGAUUAUUCACUACUAAAAGAAGAGAAACUGGAGCUUCUGGCACAAAAUAAAUUACUUAAACAACAACUGGAAGAGAGUAGAAAUGAAAACUUGCGUCUCCUAAACCGCCUAGCUCAGCCGGUUCCUGAACUUGCAGUCUUUCAGAAGGAACUAUGGAAAGCCGAAAAGGCUAUAGUGGUUGAGCAUGAGAAGUUCGAAAGCCUCAGGCAAGCUCUGCACAAACAACUGCAAGAUGAAAUGGAAUAUUCUGCACAGCUGAAGGCCCAGAUUCUGGGUUACAAAGCUUCUGUAAAGAGGUUAACUACUGAGGUUGCCGAUUUAAAAUUGCAACUGAAACAAACUCAGACAGCCCUAGAGAAUGAAGUGUACUGCAAUCCAAAGCAGUCUGUGAUCGAUCGUUCUGUCAAUGGAUUAAUAAAUGGCAACAUGGUGCCUCGCAAUGAUGAGAUAAGUGGGGAUUUUUUGAACAGUCCUUUUAAACAGGAAAAAGUUCUAGCACGUAUGGUUGCAUCAAGGUUCACAAAUUAUCCAAAUGCAUGGGUGGAGGGUAGUUCCCCUGAUUCUGACCUUGAGUUUGUAGCCAAUACUAAGGCAAGGGUCAAAGAGCUUCAGCAAGAGGCUGAACGCUUGGAAAAGGCUUUCAGAAGUUACCAUCAGAGAGUCAUUAAAAACUCUGCCAAAAGCCCACUAGCAGCAAAGAGCCCACCAUCUCUGCACUUGCUGGAAGCCUUCAGAAACAUGACUUCGAGUUCCCCGGAAAGACAUAUCUUUGCAGAGGACAGAGUUGUCUCUGAGCAGCCUCAAGUGGGCACACUUAAAGAAGAAAGGAAUGACGUCUUGGAAGCACUGACAGGCAGUGCUACCUUGAGGCUCCACGGGGGCACUUCCUCCAGACGCCUCUCUUCCACACCCCUUCCAAAAGCAAAAAGAAGCCUCGAAAGUGAAAUGUAUCUAGAAGGUCUGAGCAGAUCACACGUUGUUUCCCCCAGUCCUUGUCCUGACAGAAUGCCCCUACCAUCACGCACUGAGUCUAGGCACAGCCUCUCCAUCCCUCCCGUCUCCAGCCCUACGGAGCAGAAAGUGGGUCUUUAUCGAAGACAAACUGAACUUCAAGACAAAAGUGAAUUUUCAGAUGUGGACAAGCUAGCUUUUAAGGAUAAUGAGGAAUUUGAAUCAUCUUUUGAUUCUGCAGGGAACGUGCCAAGGCAGUUGGAAAUGGAUGGGCUCUCUCCUGCCGGGGAUAUGCCUUAUGUGAAUGCUGCUGCAGCUGCUGUGCCCUUCUCAUAUCAGCACCCAAGUGUAGAUCAGAAACAAAUUGAAGAACAAAAGGAAGAAGAAAAAAUACGGGAACAGCAAGUGAAAGAACGAAGGCAGAGAGAAGAAAGAAGGCAGAGUAAUCUACAAGAAGUUUUAGAAAGGGAACGAAGAGAACUAGAAAAACUAUAUCAGGAAAGGAGGAUGAUUGAAGAAUCACUGAAGAUUGAAAUGGAAAAUGAAUUAGAAAUGGAAAAUGAAUUAGAAAUGAGUAAUCAAGAAAUCAAAGACAAAUCUGCUCACAGUGAAAAUCCUUUAGAGAAAUACAUGAAAAUCAUCCAGCAGGAGCAAGACCAGCAGUCGGCAGAUAAGAGCUCAAAAAAGAUGGUCCAAGAAGGCUCCCUAGUGGACACGCUGCAAUCUAGUGACAAAGUUGAAAGUUUAACAGGCUUUUCUCAUGAAGAACCAGAUGACUCUUGGUAACCAUGUUUGCUGCCCAGCUUCUAACUUACAUACUAUGAGAAGUUACAUAACAUUUACUCCUUUGUAAAUGUUUCUCUAUCAUCAGACAAAACUCAAUAAAAAUGUGACUAAGAGUGGGAUUAGUGACCUUAUACAAGGGCUUAAUGGAACUAGUGAGGCCCUUUUGCCCUUCCACCAUUUGAAGACGCUGCAUUGGUCCCCUCUGGAGAACACAGCAAGAAGGCACCAUCUUGGAAGCAGAGACUGGGCCUUCACCAGACAUCCAACCUGCCAGUGCCUUGAUCUUGGACUUCCCAGCCUCUCAAACGAGUCCAAAUUACAUCACCUACAAUUGGUGCCAAGGCAGCCAACUAAUACUUCCUGCAAACUACAUGUGGUAAGUUAACACAGGCGCCAGUUAACCAAGGUUGAGUGCCAGAAUCAGUGGCUUCAAUAGGCUGGUAAAAGCUGGAAGGGAAAUCUGUCAUUUAGAGGCUAGAGGGAGGAGGCUAGACUAGGGUGGUCUUGGGGCCAUUACUCACCAGGGCAAUGACGGUGGCACCAGCUCCUGCACAGGCCACAAUGAACAGGUGAUAGGACAUGUAGAACUACAAAAGAACAGGGCACCAAUAUAAGCAUUUGAUGUGUAAUGAAAUGGCCUAUACUCAUUCUGGGGUGCUGCUUCAUCUGUCUCCUUUGCAGCUAUUCUCUGCAAGACUGGGCACAGGCCUGCCUUCUCUUCAUGCUCUGGCCUCAUGGUGGAGUUACCUGAGGAGCUUUAAAAACUUUCUGAUGCCCAGACUGCCCCGCAAAUCGAUUAAAUCUGAAUACCUAGGGGCUGGGCCUCAGCCAUCAGUAUAACAUAGUGCUGCCUUGAUGGCUGAAAGGUGCAGCCACUGCAUAUUAUGGAUAUACAAAUUGACAAGUUGGAUAGGGUAGGAGCUGAUUAUUUCUGUAACUCACUGCUUUUUAAAAGCUGGCCAGGAUUUUCUUAAAUAUACAAGCACCUACAAAUGCAUUUAAGAAUUUUCCUGUAUAAACAGUUACAAGCCAAUGACCGAAGAAUGUUCUAGGGCUGAGACAAUUUAAACCAAAGUGUUAGGGCAUACUCCCUAUUAAGAAUGAAUGAGAAAGAGAGAAGUAGCCAAGUCAUUCCAGAAAUAUAAAUGAUUAACUGUGGCCUCAUUUAUUAAAAAGUGGGUAUAUACACAAAUUCCUUUAUGAAAAUUAACUUACAUCUGUUCUGUGAUAGGUGUUCUACUUUGAAAAUCUUUCUGAAGAGGUGAGAGAAGAAUCUAGAUAUAUUAUUAGGUUUGUAGGUUUGGGUUCACCUCUAAAUUAUUGCCCAAAGGAAAAGCUCUCCACUUAAGGAUUCUCACCAAAUGGGUUGGACCAUAUGAAGUCACCAUUUUUGUAGGUCAAAAAUGGCUGAAUAGUGAUGGUUACAUAUAGCUCAAUCUUAAAGAGUCUAAACAAGGAGCUUUCCUUAAUAGCAUUUUAACCAUCUCUCUCCCUCUUUCUAUAGCUAGGAGAACCCUUUUCUCAGCCUAAUAUUCAAGGGUUAUUCUUAUGAGCCCUCUGAACUGUGAUGAGUUUACCUCGUUUGUGUUGCAGAUGUUCUCCAGGGCAGAGCCGCAUAUUUUUCCCGGGAAAGCAUUCCAAGGAAUGAUACCUGUAAAAUGAACCCCAAUAGGAUGUUAGUACAAACUACAGUGCCUCAUGUUCUUAAUAGACCCCACCACUUUGGAUGCCAGUUACAGUGUAAUGGUAGGCUAUGUUCUUCAUUAAGAAUUGAUGGAUCUGCUGUCUGCAGAACAAGCAUUUUGGAAUAAAUAGCCCCAUUUGAACAACAGGCCAAAAGCAAAGCCAACUAGUCCAUAAGAAAUCUAAACAGCCUGAUAUUUUUUUCCCCUACAAAUUGUGCUUUAUUCAGUGAGGGUUCAUAUUUGGAAGUUCAUAUUUGUAAAGAUUAAUUUUCAAAGCCAGACCUUCCCUAUAGUUACUGCAGGACAACCCCCUCAUAAAGCAUUUUAUCACAUUGAGGUCAAAAUACAUUUCCUCAUGAAUGUUGUGGUCUGUGGCCUUGCUGUCCAAGCUCUGUUAGUGGUCUGCCAGGAGUUCCAAAACUGCAAGUAUACACUCGGAAACAAAUUACAAGUUGACAGAGUAAUUUAUGUUUGUGGGAAUCCAAUAAAAAAAACUCUGGAUUUGUA
Molecule: messenger RNA, 5073 nt
Organism: Piliocolobus tephrosceles (Ugandan red Colobus)
Lineage: Eukaryota; Metazoa; Chordata; Mammalia; Primates; Cercopithecidae
Gene: OFD1
Product: OFD1 centriole and centriolar satellite protein
Exons: 22
Coding region: 161-2881 (906 amino acids)
Biological process (GO): epithelial cilium movement involved in determination of left/right asymmetry
Cellular component (GO): ciliary basal body; centrosome
Source: RefSeq, a predicted model, not a curated record